AUGGCAACUUCUUCCAAACCGGCAGAUGAAAGUUCGCGUCCAUAUGACGCACUCCUGAAUGACCAGGACUUUGACUGGAUGGUAUCUGAUGCGAAGUUCUCUGCUGAUACUAGAACCAACUUCUACGACCGCAGUCUGACAAGUCGGAGAUAUGCCCUUGUUGGAAUGGCAUGCUCAGGCAUUGUCACUUUAGCCAAUCACGGAGUUUUUGGAGUAACCGGGACCCACUUGACUGUGCAUGCUUACAAUUUCAAUAAUCCGUUGCCCCUGAAGGGGGAGAUAUUGGCCCUGGCACUCAACUUCAUCGUCACGUUGUGCACCGAGUCCAUAGGCCUCGUACACGGCAUCUCAUUGCACUCUGCGCUGGCCUCAGAGUCUCGACUUCGUUUCAACGCCAAUCUGCGCCUUCUGACCGCGGCUCGUGGGUGGUAUAACCCUAACGGAACCCUGUUCAAUGGUAUCUCGGCUGUCCUCCUCAUUAUAUCCUACAGCUCGGCUUCAGUCGUCGUAUGUCUCGACAUUCUCCCGUCACAUUGGGUUCUUGCAAUCGCAGGGUUUCCACUCCUCGUUUUGGGCAUCGCACUCCUCCUCCAGGUGAUCAUCACAUUGUCAGCGAUGCGGGCUAUCAAAACAUUGACGUGGAGCUCCUCACCUUUCGACUUGACUGCCGCACUGGUCUACCACACACAAUUAACUCCUGCUACUCUGCGGUGCAUGCAUUGUGUGUCUGACCUAGACACGUAUGGAGGUCCAGCGAAGCCAUCAGAGAUACAGCCCUCUGCGUGGCAUGCUCACCCUAGCAUCCGGAAAGUUAUGAUUUUUCUUUGGGUGAUCGUUGCAGCAUGCGCUGGAUGGGCCGCACUCAUCACAUAUAUCUCGCACAAGAAUUCUUUUGCCAUCCCGAUGACCACAAAAACGUGGUCGUUCUCGCCCAACGAGUCGUCCAGUUUCAUCCGGUAUUAUGUGCCGGGUGUCAAUCUUUGGAUAUGGAUUCUACUCUUCGUCAACAUGGCAGUCAUACAGGGACCGUUGACACUUGGGCUGCAUUGCUCAGAGCUCAUCGCGAAUGUCAUUCGAGACGAAAGACAGUGGAGAUGCGCUACCGAAAAGAAAGGGCUUAGAACAGCAACGAACUCAGUGAAGACGACUUUCACUCACCCGAUCUGUCUUGUACUUUUCGUCGCGAAGCCUUUCCUGCACUGGAUGUUUGGGCUUUCAUUCCAGAUAUAUAACGAUAUCUUUGACAUGACAAUACAAAGGUUGUCGAUCUGGAACUUAUGCAUUGCAUUGUUUAUAUUUGCCUGUUUCUUCACUUUUGUCGCACUGCGCCGACCGCGUGGCCCCCAACCGGCUGCAUACGGCCACCUCCAGACGCUCGCCAACCUCGUGGACGAGUGGUCGCCUGUGAUGUGGUGGGGACACAAGGAGGACGGAAUCCCGUAUUGUCAUGCUGGGACGAGCGAUCACCCGCUACCGGAUGUGAAGAUGGACUGUGUUUAUGCUGGUUCUGGUGCUGGGCCUCUUGUACCUUUCUCAUGAGAGAGGAAUCAUAUCCACGUCAGGCUGGCCAUGCAUUCACGGUGCACACAACCAGCCAUGCUGUUGAACGAUACACGUACAAUUUUUAUGCUGCUUGUUGCAUUGUGGGUAGUUCGUCUUGUUCUCAUGCCAUUCAUAUCUGGGACAACUUUUGGCGGAGACACGUUAGAUUCGACCUUCAAGCAAUUGCUGAAUCGUUGUGAUUCUUUUUUUCCGAUUUUAUGUCUAUUCAACAUGAGACUAUUCGGGACUGUCCCAGUACCUUAUCUAGUCUUGGAGCAUUAUGAUUUUGGUUGAUAAUC
Messenger RNA from Suillus subaureus, 1841 nucleotides. RefSeq lists its product as uncharacterized. The coding region runs from base 1 to 1539 and encodes 512 amino acids. The transcript has 6 exons. NCBI's taxonomy places the organism in Eukaryota, Fungi, Basidiomycota, Agaricomycetes, Boletales, Suillaceae. The record is from RefSeq and is a predicted model, not a curated record.